Messenger RNA from Carassius carassius (crucian carp), 1426 nucleotides. RefSeq names its product ras-related protein Rab-22A-like. NCBI's taxonomy places the organism in Eukaryota, Metazoa, Chordata, Actinopteri, Cypriniformes, Cyprinidae. Gene Ontology annotation, molecular function: GTP binding; GTPase activity. The record is from RefSeq and is a predicted model, not a curated record. Bases 295 to 885 code for a protein of 196 amino acids. The transcript has 7 exons.
UAACUAGACUCGUCAACCGGAGUUCAAGAUGGCGAUCAGCGAGCUGCUAAUAUCGCAACUUAUCGAUCAUUAAUAUAGCAUCUAAGUCAUCAUACUAUUAUAAACCAUACUCGUUAUGUCAGUAUUUCAAAUCAGCUUCUUAUACCGUCCUAAAGCAGUGGAUAUCCGACACUAGUGUCUAGUGAAAGAUUGUGUUUGUUGUUUUUUAGCUUACGUCAAAUAGAAAUAGUUGCUGAUCAGCUUUAUGAAACUGUUUGGAAUGAUUGGGAAGUUUUCAUUAGUUUGGAGGUCAACAUGUCGCUAAGAGAGUUAAAAGUAUGCCUCCUUGGGGAUACCGGGGUUGGAAAGUCAAGUAUCGUGUGGAGGUUUGUGGAGGAUAAUUUUGAUCCCAACAUUAAUCCCACAAUUGGAGCAUCAUUUAUGACGAAGACUGUGCAGUACCAAAAUGAGCUUCACAAAUUCCUCAUCUGGGACACAGCGGGACAAGAAAGGUUUCGUGCCCUGGCUCCCAUGUACUACAGAGGCUCUGCUGCGGCUAUCAUUGUCUAUGACAUCACUAAAGAGGAAUCAUUCCAGACGUUGAAGAAUUGGGUGAAGGAGCUUCGCCAGCACGGACCACCCAACAUAGUGGUGGCUAUCGCUGGCAACAAAUGCGAUCUCUCCGAUGCCAGAGAGGUGUCAGAGAAGGACGCCAAGGACUAUGCUGACUCCAUUCAUGCCAUAUUUGUAGAAACCAGUGCCAAAAAUGCCAUUAACAUCAAUGAGAUCUUCAUUCAGAUAAGUCAAAGGAUCCCAGUUAUAGACGCGGGUGGCGGGUCUGCAGUCAAGGGCUUCAAACUUCGUGGCCAGCCAUCAGAGUCGACUAGGGAACGCACUUGCUGUUGACGUAACCGUAAACAAUUUGGCCAGAUCCUCUCCAGCCGCUUUUUUUAAUUUCAAUUAGUAACCAAUGAUAAUAGCAGAUGAAGAAUGUGAUGUCAUAGGGGAAGAUACGUAACUUCCUUUUGGAGCCAAAAAAAAAGUUCAGUUAAGAAUGGAAUGAGAUAUAUACAGUAGUAUGAAUCCUGAUGCAUUUCCUAGAGAAAAGGAAGUCGUUGUACCUUAUCUUGCCUGUUCUUCAGCCCCCCGUUCAAAUGUCUUUGGGGAUCUAUUUCUGUUCUAGAUCACUGCCCAGAAUCAGACAGCAACUAAAAACACCUGCUUAACAGAUCAGAUACUGUCCUGUCUUGCUCUCUUUCUCUCUCGUUCAUUCUCAUCCCUGCGCAACAACCACUGCAAAACUCUUAAGAAGUUUCCAGGUGAAGCUGUUGUCUGUCCAUCUGUACAUUUUCAGAUUUUCAGCAAUCCUAAUGCAAGCAACACAGCGUUCUUAUCUCACUAUUUGCACAUUUUUAGUGUGUAUGAUAAAAGAAAAAAUGUCAUUCAG